Molecule: messenger RNA, 4131 nt
Organism: Sporisorium graminicola
Lineage: Eukaryota; Fungi; Basidiomycota; Ustilaginomycetes; Ustilaginales; Ustilaginaceae
Exons: 1
Coding region: 1-4131 (1376 amino acids)
Molecular function (GO): protein binding
Source: RefSeq, a predicted model, not a curated record
AUGCUCCGCAGCGCUGUCAGCCGUACCACCCUCAAGGCCGUCGGUCAGGGCGGCCUCGGUGGAUCCUCGAGCCAUGCCGAGCCUAUGCACCCGAACCUAGGACUUCACAGCGCUGCCGCUACCGGCAACAUCGGUCUCGUCAAAUUUGCGCUCGAGAAUGGUCAGCCUGCGAAUAGCAAUCUCAACGGCAUCUUGCCUCUGCACGCCGCCUGCUCUGGCGGCAGCGAACAAAGUGUCCGGAUGCUCAUCUCCCACGGCGCCGACGUCAACGCUCCUCGUCUCAAGGCAAAGGGCUCUACCGGCGGGCCGGGCGCAGAAGGUUCCACUCCACUCCACUUUGCUGCUGCCAAUGGUCACCUCGAGAUCGUGCGCAUCCUCCUGGAGGCAGGCGCACGUCCGGCUGCAGCCGACAAGGAGGGUGUUGUCCCAGAAGCACUCGCGCUCGGCAACCGUCACACGGAUUGUGCCAACCUCAUCCGUUCCUGGAUCUCUGCCUAUGGCUCCAACGGUUUGGCUGGUAUGGUCGAAGCGCGCGAGACCGUCAGCGGCGACGUCACCCUCGGCCCUGCGGGCUACAUUCGCUAUGCUGCCUCUCGACGGAGCGAUUCACCACUCUCACCCACCAGCUCAUCGAGAAGUGGACAGCCCACCACAACAUCCUCCACCAAUGCUGCCGCACCUGGCUCAGGCUCGUCGCAGCUCUCCACCUUGCCAACGUCACCCCCUUCUUCGCAGCUCACCUCACAGUCGUCCUUUGACACGCUUUCUGCGAACAGCGCUUCCAAGCCACAUGCUACUUCGCGCCCGCCACCGUCUUUCAAGAGCGCAUCCCUGUCCAAGACGAGCUCGAAUCCCAACCUUCGCAAUCCAGCAUCCUCAGCCGUAUCGCCUCCCCUCGGCAACGCAUCGCCUGCCUUGCUCUCCACAAAUCUUUCGUCGUCCCAGUCCCACUUCAACCCCACAUCCGUAAUUCCCAAUGCGGUCGCAGCGUCUGCCGGUCUCGGCUCCUUCCCAGCAGCUCAUCUGCAACUCGAUGCUUCCACUUCGAGCGCGGCUACUCCUGUGGCAUCCGGCAGCGUGCGCGAGUCCAAGAGGAGACCCUCGAUCCCUUCCAUUUUCGAAAAAGCUGCACAUCCAGCCGCAUCCUUACGGGCAGCGCUUGCCAGCGGCUCCUCGGCACAGACCUCCGCCAGCUUGUCGCAAGCUUCGUCCAGCAGAUACUUGGACCACUCAUACGACGCUAUCACCUCAAGUCCAGGAAAAAAGCACAGCAAGCUGGCUGGAAAACGCAGUUUUUCUCACAUUCUCAGGAAAGCCACCGGUUCCAGCACCGGUAGCGGCCAGCAGUCCGCUUUGCCACCCUCGUCCAGCUCCUCCUUUUCUGAUACGACGUCCGCGGCCAGCAGCAACAACAUGCUCAGCGGCGGUGCCAUCAACAUGGAUGCGCUUGCAAAGCCAGGUCGCACCCCCGGCAGAUCAUUCGAUCAUCAGCGGGCCUCGGCUACCGCUUCUCACCGCACCGCACGACGCAACACCGCCCUUGAGAGCUUAGGCGAUGAUCCAGAGGCAUGGAAUCACUCCACGCCAGCUCCCCCGCCUCUGCCCACCUCCCGCUCGGACGCUGCCGUGCUGGAUCAGCAGCGCACGCUUCGCAACGCUUCCUCCUCUUCAUCGCUCUCAACGGCUCGCGAUCCGUCGCUUACCGACAAUCAGGUCGGUCGGAGCCGCGCAGGGUCCAACGAGCAGCUCUCGUCCAGCUCGCGUUUCCCGCUGCGCGCGAACGCAUCGCUAGACUUGCUGCGUCCGACAGGUCACUUUGGGCAGAGCGACGACCACGGCAAUUCUUCGGCAACCUCAGCAACCAGAAAAAGUUCAGAAAGGUACCGGGCGUCUUCCAACCAGAACAGUCGCAUCGACGCCAUGCGACGUUUGGCAUCUGGCUCGGAAGGCCACGGUCAAUAUGCUGGAGCCUCGGCCGGCGUCACUCAUCUCGCCAGCAGAGACAGGUCCGUCAGUGGAUCGAGUAGUCAGAGCGCCAGUACUACUGACAACGAACGUGGUCAGGCGCACUCCACAGUGGAAGAAGCUGUAGAGGAAGAGGAUCUGCAGGAGUUCCUCGACCACACGGUCUCUGGGGUUGGCGAUCACACCACGGACGGCGGCGAGCGUCACGACUCGCACAGGCUUCCUGCUGGACUGCGCACCAUGACAGCUUUGCGGCAACAGAACAGUAAAGACGCAAGCGAUCCUCAGGUAGCAGAAUCUGCGACAGUCCGCCCCGCCCUGCCCCCUCCUGGCGCUACAAACGAGGACAGCUCAAGGAACGGCGGGGGCACUCCGGCCAGUCGCAUGACGCGCGACCGAUCCGGCAGUCACGUAUCUGCGAUCAGCUCAAGUUCUCAGUCUGGUCACAGCUCACGCGGCAUUGAUGUGGGCCUACGGAGCUCGCCUGGCCUGGCACCAAGCUUCCAGGCUCUAUCAAUUGCCGAAGAGAACGGCUUGACGUCCAGUGUCGGACAUACGACUGCGCCUGGUGGCUCGUCUACAUCACUGAACCGCGCCGGACGGGCUCCCUCGGUUGCCGAGAGUGUUACCAGCCAUGCAUCUUCCUCUUCGCUUCGUUCCAACUACCUUAGUGCAGCAGAGCAAGCCCAGGCGAUCCUUAAUCACGAAGCACCCUACGCUUCCGACGGUCCAGACGGCACUAGCACGUCGUUGGCAGCGCAACUCGCGGCGUACGGAGAAGCAUUGGCUGUAGAGAGAAGGCGAGCCGGAGAUGCGCGCACUGGACCCUCGCCCAGCCUGAGUGCCAGGGGGAGCAACGCAGCCCUGCGGUCCAAGCUGCCAAGCGUGAGCGAAGAUCAAUUGCCUUCGCGCUCGGCAGGUCACAGUUCGCGCAGCUUUUCGGUCAGCGAGCAGCGCACGCCCAACUAUCCAGCUACCGCAGCUCAGUCGUACAAUCGACGUGUAUCGCGCAGACCGCACAGCAGCGAGGGUCGUCAGUCGCAAGAAGGCGCCAAGCGCGGUUUCUUUGGUGGAUCGACUGCGACGAACGGCCCUUCGGCUCUACCAGCCACAGACAGCGCUAGAUCGGAGCUGGAAAGGAGCCCAGCUGCUCACGAUAGCACGCAAGCACAAAGGCAAGGUCAGGAAAAGGCUGGAGUUACGCCGUCAUCGCAUCUGCCUUCCGACCGCGACGAGACCGGAUCGCCCAACCUGGCCGACCGGGACAGACUCGACUCACCUGUUCAUGAGGAUACUACGCAGGCGCAGACGUCGGCAGAAGCUGCGACCAGGUCUGCAAAGGCAGGCGGAGAUGCUCUUGCUUCCGACCGAAGCGAUGACAUCGGACCCACGGUGCCACCUAAAGACCAGCCACGGCGUCGACACGAGCCCGUUGUGUUGAGUUCGGCUUCAGGUCUGCCUGCCAGCAUGAUUCUGCAAGGUGGUAACGCAACAGCAGCAGAAAUGGGUGACGACGACGAGGAUGACCCAAAGACGCCGGUGCUGGGCGGCACCAGGGCGGUGCUUGACAAGCUUGAGCCUUCGCCUGGCAGCCUGCACCGCCACAGCCCCUCGCUGCCGACGAAGCUGAGCUCUUACGAACGCUUGCCGCGGGAGGCCUUGGCCGAUAACGUCGACGCCAGCAGCACAUUAAGCUCGACACCACCCGUGCCGCCGCCUCGCAAAGAGUCGAUUCACACGCGCGCGCUCGGUAGCGGGCUGGGUAUCGAUGAGCCGAGCAUCAGCGAUGACAGUCGCAUGCUGACGCCAGACUCGGCCAUGUGGUCUUCAUGGCGAGCAGGCGGCGGGGCGAGCGGUCACGAAGAUGGGAUGAGUCAUAACAAGGUGACGGACUCCACCUCGUCGAGUCGAUGGGAAGGGUUGAGGAGGCCCAGUCUGAACAUGCUGCGCAGUGCUACUUCGUCAUCGACGCACUCCCAGACGCCAAGUCACGCUUCCUCUGUUGGGUGCGAAGGAUACAGUCACGGUCGUUGGUCGACGGAUGAGAGUAUGUCAGGUGGCAAAGCAGAUCUAGCUUCCAACAGUUCCACAGCUUCAGCUGGAGGUGGUACAGGCAAGCGAGGGCUGGUGCGCAAUCUUCUCAACAAAGCAAAGGGCUCUACCUGA